Lycium ferocissimum is the source of this 1000-nucleotide messenger RNA. RefSeq lists its product as uncharacterized. Lineage: Eukaryota; Viridiplantae; Streptophyta; Magnoliopsida; Solanales; Solanaceae. The transcript has a single exon. The record is from RefSeq and is a predicted model, not a curated record. Bases 246 to 896 code for a protein of 216 amino acids.
UAUAAUAGAUGGAGACGAGGGAGCACUAUUUUUUAGAACCUUUAAAGAGUCAAAGACGCUCCCAAAAUCACACCAUACCAAAUUCCCUAAACUGAUCCUCCGUUCACUCAUUUUAAUUUCUUUAUACAUACUAUUCUGUCAUACAUAAAAAAACAUAUAUGUGUGCGUAUGUCUACAUUUCUACAAAGUUUUUAUUUUUGUAUACAUAUAUUUUUUAAGUCAUUGUUGAUCAUCAAGAAAAAGGCAUGGAUGGAUACCCAGCAUCUCCAGUAGUUGUUGCACGUAAUAAAAGUACCCCUUCAAGAACCGCCAAAAUAACCGCCGUGAAGAACCACCGCCACGUGGCAGCCGUUGACGAUGACGACGACGGUGACCCCAUAGAGUGCACCGGAAAAUCCUGCAAGUCAUGUACAGGUGGAGUCGUAGCAGAUUGCGUGGCAUUAUGUUGUUGUCCUUGUGCUGUAAUAGACAUUUUAGCACUUACAUUUCUCAAGAUUCCGUAUAUGAUGGGAAGAAAAUAUUUGGUUAAAGGUAAAAAGAAAUUAAGUAGUAAAAAAAAGUUGGAAAAACAGAAAAAGAAGAUGAAGAAGAAGGAAGAAAUGGAGAAAAGUUACAGUUACCGUGACUGUGUGACGUAUGAACCGGACAGUACAGAUGGAAGAAUUUCAACAAGAUCAGUUAAAGUUGAAGACGAAGAAAGAGAAAAAGAAAGGACAAAAUUGGGAAUUGAAUUAAUUGGAGAAGAAGUGCUAAAAGACAACAAUGUAAUCAGUGCUAGUUUUGAUGCCGAAGAAUUUUGGCUAGAGUUGUAUGAACAAGUUGGUCAUUUGGACUUUGGCAGAGUUUCUUUCACUGGAAUCCCUUCCCAAGGUAGUCAAAAUUUUAAUUGUGGGUAACUCUUUUUGAAAAAAUGUUCAAGCAUCCGGUCUUUGAAAUUUGUGCAUUAAAAAGUUGGUAAUAGUGCUUUAUAUUGAAUAGAACUUCAUUUCCGGAGGUCGAA